Molecule: messenger RNA, 873 nt
Organism: Aegilops tauschii subsp. strangulata
Lineage: Eukaryota; Viridiplantae; Streptophyta; Magnoliopsida; Poales; Poaceae
Product: F-box protein At3g07870-like
Molecular function (GO): protein binding
Source: RefSeq, a predicted model, not a curated record
AUGGCCAUGGAUCAUGACUUCCCCAGGGACGUGAUGGCGGAGAUCCUGCUGCGUCUCCCGCCGAGCUCCAGGCGCCGGGCACGCCUAGUCUGCCGGCUCUGGCGCGACGUGGUAAACGAGCGCACCACGGAGGCGCAGAGCCGUCCCAAGCUCCUCCUCUGGAGGGCCGACAAGGCCAUCGCCUAUGUCUCCAGCGACCUGUCGUCGCCGUCGCCGACAGGGAGCUGCACCGAGCUGUGGAGGUACUCCGAGCCUGGGCCCCCCCUCUACGCUCUGCAGCUGGUCGGCACUUGCAACGGGCUGCUCUGCCUGUGCGACAACACCAAGGGUGUGGGCGGCACCAUCACCCUGCUCAACCCAGCCACCGGCGAGGAGCUUCCAGUCCGGCCGCUCCCGUGCGCAGAAUCGUUCAUCAUCGGGACCCAUCGCUCGAUCGGGUGGGGCUACGCGUACCACCCGACCACGGGGCAGUACAAGGUCGUGCACGUCCCGUCCAGCCACGACCGGGUCUGUGAGUUCAACGCCGUUCAUGUGCUCACGCUGGGGGAGCCCACGUGGCGGGAGGUGCCGGUCGACCCUGGCGACGUGAUUACCAGGCUUGCCGCUGGUAUCGUAAGCGUCGAUGGCAUGACAUACUGGGUUAGGGUCACCGGUGGUGGCGCGGCAAAGAUCAUGUCAUUUGACCUCAACGACGAGCGUGUCGUCUCCACCACCAUACCGUUGCCAGUCCGACGUGAUCACUACCGCCUGGCGGAGGUGCAUGGAAGGCUGGGAUUUAUCGCCGGGCCUAAUGUAUGGGUUCUGGAGGAAGGACAACGGUGGAGCCACCGGUACAACUUUAAGCAAGAUAUCCCACGACGGCACUUUGUGUAG